UCCAAGGCCAUCCUGCAGCUGCUGGUCAACCCACUGACCGGCACCUUCAUCGACCGGGUGGGCUACGUCCUGCCACUCCUGAUCGGCUUGGUGGUCAUGUUCCUCUCCACCCUCAUCUUCGCCUUCGCCGAGAACUAUGCGACCCUCUUCGUGGCCCGCAGCCUGCAGGGGCUGGGCUCGGCCUUUGCGGACACCUCGGGGGUGGCCCUCAUUGCCGACAAGUACACCGAGGAGUCGGAGCGCAACCGUGCCCUGGGCGUGGCGCUGGCCUUCAUCUCCUUUGGCAGCCUGGUGGCACCCCCCUUUGGUGGCAUCUUGUACCGCAUUGCCAAGAAACAGACGCCCUUCCUGGUGCUGGCCUUCAUCUCCCUCUUGGACGCUCUGCUGCUGCUGGUGGCCAUCAAGCCAUUCGCCAACCAGACCCGGGAGAAUAUGCCGGUGGGCACGCCCAUCCAUCGGCUGAUGAUUGACCCCUACAUCGCGGUGGUGGCCGGGGCCCUCACCACUUGCAACAUCCCCUUGGCUUUCUUAGAGCCCACCGUCGCCAACUGGAUGAACAGCACCAUGAACGCCAACGAGUGGGAGAUCGGUAUGGCUUGGCUGCCGGCCUUCUUCCCCCACAUCUUGGGCGUCUUCAUCACCAUCAAGUUGGCUGACAAGUAUCCCCACCUGCAGUGGUUUUACGGGGCGUUGGGCAUGGUCAUCAUUGGGGCCAGCUCGUGUGUGGUGCCUGCUUGCCGGAACUUUGGACAACUGAUGGUCCCCUUGUGUGGCAUCUGCUUCGGCAUUGCCCUGGUGGACACGGCCCUUCUGCCCACCCUUGCUUUCUUGGUAGACGUGCGCCAUGUGUCGGUCUACGGCAGUGUCUAUGCCAUUGCCGACAUCUCCUAUUCGGUGGCCUAUGCCCUGGGGCCCAUUGUGGCUGGAGAGAUUGUCCACUCCUUUGGCUUCACCCAACUCAGCUUGGGCAUGGGCCUUGCCAAUGUCCUCUAUUCCCCAGUCCUGCUGGCCCUCAAAAACAUUUGCCAAAUGAAGCCCUCCCAUUCGGAAAGGAACAUCCUUCUUGACGAGGAGCCCAAAGGACUCUAUGACACCAUCAAGAUGGAAGAACGCAAAGCCAAGGGUAGACAUCUCCACCCGGUGGGGGAUUUUGAAGAGAAUAGUGUAGUAGAUCCUUACUGUAGAGACUUUAAAGGGGCUUUUGAGGAUGAUUCCUCAGACUACGACUAUACUUAG
Protobothrops mucrosquamatus (brown spotted pit viper) is the source of this 1236-nucleotide messenger RNA. RefSeq names its product solute carrier family 18 member A3 (gene SLC18A3). Gene Ontology annotation, cellular component: AP-2 adaptor complex; AP-1 adaptor complex; terminal bouton. Gene Ontology annotation, molecular function: acetylcholine transmembrane transporter activity. Gene Ontology annotation, biological process: chemical synaptic transmission; transmembrane transport. The record is from RefSeq and is a predicted model, not a curated record. The annotation marks the transcript as partial. The transcript has a single exon. Lineage: Eukaryota; Metazoa; Chordata; Lepidosauria; Squamata; Viperidae.